Molecule: messenger RNA, 1698 nt
Organism: Quercus robur (English oak)
Lineage: Eukaryota; Viridiplantae; Streptophyta; Magnoliopsida; Fagales; Fagaceae
Exons: 2
Coding region: 87-1589 (500 amino acids)
Source: RefSeq, a predicted model, not a curated record
CAUUCACGAAACAGCCUUUAUAUACGAGGUUUUUCAUCACAAGUCCUUGCAGAGAAAGAAAGAGAUUUCUACUUAGUCUACUAGUUAUGGCUGCUCCUUGUGCCUUUCCUGAUAUAUAUUUCUGGGUUCAAAAUCUUCCACCAAUCACUGAAUGGAAAAAAAAUUCAAUGUCUCUAUGCAUAUGUUCCUCAAGUUCAUCCCAACCAUCCCUCAAUCUCUCAAUAGCCAAAUAUAACCAAUCCCGAAAUGAUCUCUCUUUUGCUAUAAAUGCAGAUUUUAAUCUACCUGUCUGUCUUUGGACCUCAAAACCAUUCAAGCUCAACUCUAAAUCCAUAAAGUUGAUAGAUGAGGAAACCAUGUCCAACCUCUUGGUAAAUUUUGUUGAAGAUGUGCUUCAAUAUGGUUCAAAUAACAAGAAUAACAACUCCCUUCUCAAGUUCCCUAAACUAGGUUCUAUUCCCAACUUCAAAGAUAUUUUCAAUUUUGCAUUUUUCACUCUAUUAUUCCUCAUUUGCAUCUAUGAAGCUCCCCAAGAUCUCCGUUCGGGGUGUCUUAUUACUCUAAAAAAUCACUUGGCAAGUAAUUGUCAGUCAAGACAAGCAAUAAAGUUGCUCAUGAAACUCUUAGGAUCAAAUUUAGAAGAGCAAUGGAUGAGAUCCUUGAACCUCGCAAUUACUAAUUGGAUUAUAGAGCAACAAACCACCCACCGCUCCCUCAAAACACCAUCACCUUUGUUUUCUUAUGCACUUUCAACAUUUGGGUUAUGGAAGAUUCAUUUAUAUUGUCCCGUUAUAGCCAUGGAUGUUGAAAACUCGAGCAAUCCUUCUGUUGAUGAGCGACUGCAAUUUUCUCUUACUUACAACCAACUUGAAGGUGUAAUCCAAUUCAAUUACAAAGUAGUAAUUCAAGAGAGGUGGGUUGAUGUGAUAGUGAACACUGAUAACAUAAGGUGUGACAUUAUCAGACUUGUGAGUGAGGCCCUCAUGAAUGAACGAGGAGCUGGGGCAGCAGAAAAGCACUUUCCUUCAAGAAUUUCGUUGCAACUGACUCCAACUCUUCAAACCAACGUACUAAGCCUUUCGGUGAGCAAGUCAUCUGAGAACCCAACAAGAGAGAUUGGCUUAGAAAAAACUAUAGAAGCCGGGUUUGAUCCGCCUAAUUCUUACUUUGGACUCAAGGUAUCGGCUGGAGAGACCAUGACAAUAAGCUUGAAGCCUUGGAAAUUCGAGGAAUCGGUUAAUGGUUAUAGUGCAAAUUUGAAUUGGUUUCUUCAUGAUAGCAUGAAUGGAAGAGAAGUUUUUUCUUCCAAGCCUUCAAAGAUUUCAUUAAUUAACCCGAAAGCUUGGUUUAAAGACCGAUACUCGAGUGCAUACAGACCAUUCACUAGGCAAGGAGGAGUGGUUUUUGCUGGAGAUGAGUAUGGAGAGAGAGUGUGCUGGAAGGUGGACAAAAGUGCCAUAGGAAGGACUAUGGAGUGGGAGAUAAGAGGGUGGAUUUGGUUAACAUAUUGGCCUAACAAAUACAAAACAUUUUCUAGUGAGACUAGGAGGUUGGAAUUUAGAGAAAUUGUUCAUCUUAACAUUGCUUAGCUAAGAAAACUAGAAGAAAUUUGCAGAUUUCUAUUUUAAGGUUUGUACUUAAUAUUUGCUUUCGUUUUGUAAAUUUCUACUUCUUUUAUUAAGGAAAAGUGUUCCUAUA